CAGAGACGAACUUAAGCUGAUCGUAUUUUGUGUUUAUUUCACUCUUUUGAAACCUGUGCCCAAAUCAACGGACCUGGGGAAGCAGAGACGGCUUCGACAACUUGGGGGCGUCGUCCAGGAUUUGGGAAAACAGGUGAAAAUUGGGAUCACUGACAAGGACCAACAGACACCGGACACAGGCUAGCCAAAACUACAGAAAAGGUCCAUGGCCUCCCUGUACAGUGACCCUCAGUGGAGCACCAACAUGGACAAAGCUGUGUCCAAGCUGUCUGGUCCUGUGGUCGAGCUGGAGCAGGUUCUGGCCUGGUUGGCUGAGAAGUCAAAAGAGGAGAACUUCUCUCUCACUGAUAUCUGGGGAGUACUAACAUCUGCUGGCAUCAUGAAACAGAUGGAUCCACAGCAUCUUUCAGAGGAGGCCAGCAGGAAUGCCACUAACCCUUACCCCAUCUACUGCGCCUUAGAGAAACACUACUUCUCAAAUGGCCCGCUAGAAGGAAAGUGGUUUGAGGUGAGCCCUCAUGAGGCAGGAUUCACAGAAUUAAACCUCUUCGUUGAAACUUCUCUGUUGGGGAGCAAGUUUCAGAAUGGGGUGCUGGUGGAGAAGAAACCAGAGAUGGACAUCGUCAGACUACAAGGUUUGUCCAUCAUUUAG
This is a messenger RNA of Girardinichthys multiradiatus, 652 nucleotides long. RefSeq names its product cytosolic phospholipase A2 gamma-like. The transcript has 5 exons. Gene Ontology annotation, biological process: glycerophospholipid catabolic process. The coding region runs from base 206 to 652 and encodes 148 amino acids. Gene Ontology annotation, molecular function: calcium ion binding; calcium-dependent phospholipid binding. Lineage: Eukaryota; Metazoa; Chordata; Actinopteri; Cyprinodontiformes; Goodeidae. Gene Ontology annotation, cellular component: nucleoplasm; nuclear envelope; cytosol. The record is from RefSeq and is a predicted model, not a curated record.